AUGAUGCCUCAAAGCAACCUCUCCCUUGAUGCCGAACAGGCGAUCUUCGACAAAGAUGUCGCCGACAUCAAAGCAUGGUGGGAUUCCAGCGUGAAACAGCGACAGCUGAAGCGACCGUAUCCAGCAGAGCGGAUUGCCGCCCUUCGCAGCUCCAUCAAGCAGCAUUAUCCUUCAAGCGAUAUGGCUUUGAAGCUGUGGGAACAAAUGAACGAGCAUAAUGAAAGUGGCACCUGUGAUCUGACGUUCGGAUGCACUGACCCACUUCAAGCUGGUGUCAUGGCGAAGUAUCAGCAGACAGUAUAUGUGUCGGGUGCAUUGUGCGGCUAUUCUCGAGUGAGCCAACCAGGAAUGGAUCAUGCGGAUUAUCCUUGGGACACGGUUCCUGAGACUGUGAACAAGAUCUUCCGCUCGCAGCAAUGGCAAGACCAACGCCAGCGCCAAUUCCGUUUCCUGUAUCCCAAAGAAGAAAGGGAAACUCUUGAUAACUGGGAUUUCCUUACGCCGAUUGUCGCAGAUGGAGACAUGGGCUUCGGCGGUAUCACGCAUACCAUGAAGCUGACGCGUGCUUUCGUCGAAGCAGGCGUGGCAAUGUUUCACUUGGAUGACCUGGCCAUCGGAGCUAAGAAAUUCACCACGGGUGAAGGCCGAACCGUCGUUCCGACCAGCGAGUACCUCUCUCGACUGACCGCUGCUCGGAUGCAGAUCGACAUUAUGGGUGCUGAAACUAUCCUGAUGUGUCGAUGUGAUACCGACCAUUCCAGCUAUAUCAGCUCUGUAAUUGACACGCGAGAUCAUGCCUGGGUCUUGGGUGCUACGAAAGAUGUUGAGCCACUAGCAAAGGUGCUUUCGACCGCCUUGCUCAACGGAGAGGAUGUUCUGUCCGCACAGAAGGCGUGGCUUGUUUUAGCCGACUUGAAGACAUUUGAUGAUGCCGUGUCAGCUAUCGCCAAGUCCUCGCCAGGCAGCUUACAAGCAUACAAAGCGGCGAUUGCUGAAGUCACCACCCAGAUUUCUACGCCGUCUCUUCAUGAAAGGCGGGCUAUUGCUGCAAAGCAUAUUCCGCAACCUCUCAUGGCUAGUUUGUUCUUCGAUUGGGAUCUUCCUCGCACGCCUGAGGGGUCCUAUCGAUGGGCACCGGAUGUAGAAGCCGUUGUAAGCCGUGCAUUACUCGCAGCAGGCCUUGGGGAGAUAACCUGGUCUCGCAUGGACUAUCCCGUCAAGUCCGAUAUCGAGGCCUUUCACUUGGCAGUCCGGAAGGUCCAUCACGACCGAAAGUUUGGAUUCGGAUACACGGGCGGCUAUGACUGGUUGAAGGCUGGAUGGACUGCAGAGGAAGUCAAAGAGUUCCCAUGGGAGAGCGCGAAGAAGUACGGUGUCGUAUGGCAUGUCCAGCCCAUCUGGGCUCUCCAGGGCCAGAGACGUGCUGUCGAAGAGUUCAGCCGACUUUGGCAGAAAGGUGGAAUCGCAGCAUAUAUGAACAAGGUUCAAGGACAGGAAUUGGGUGAAAGGUAUCCUGGCCUUGAAAGCCGAGAAUAUGCUGCGGAUGGGAUCACGAACCCCGAGGAUGGUUAUGCAAGAUUCAAGUUUAGUGGUGCCUAUUUGGCUGACGCCCUUCUAGAGACGGCAACUAUGGGGGUUAACGGUGUUGAUAAGGAGCUUGUCAUGGGCCAAGGCGUGGUAAAGGGCCCCAGGGCAAAUCGGUUUGGGUGA
Molecule: messenger RNA, 1710 nt
Organism: Penicillium atrosanguineum
Lineage: Eukaryota; Fungi; Ascomycota; Eurotiomycetes; Eurotiales; Aspergillaceae
Exons: 5
Coding region: 1-1710 (569 amino acids)
Biological process (GO): carboxylic acid metabolic process
Molecular function (GO): isocitrate lyase activity
Source: RefSeq, a predicted model, not a curated record